This is a messenger RNA of Drosophila mauritiana, 915 nucleotides long. RefSeq lists its product as uncharacterized. NCBI's taxonomy places the organism in Eukaryota, Metazoa, Arthropoda, Insecta, Diptera, Drosophilidae. The coding region runs from base 48 to 893 and encodes 281 amino acids. The transcript is spliced from 3 exons. The record is from RefSeq and is a predicted model, not a curated record.
ACAAGUUUUGUUUUCUGCAGAUAAAGUAAAAAAAUAGGAACAUUGCAAUGGAUCGCCACACAAAUAGAGAUCGCUCGUCAUUCAGAGGAAGUCAAAUGGAACCAUCUAUACGCAAGGAGAAAAGAACGGAAAGGAAUAAUGUGCUAACCUACAAGAAACUGCGGAAAAUGCCACUUAAUUUACGCAAACAGGCAGUUCGAGAGGCUCGCAAUAGAAAUGAACCAAUUCUCGGAAAGAAAAAGAAGCGGAAGAGGAAUCCCCGUGUUGUUAAGAAUGCCCGCCGCCUGCGGAACGACUUUGAUCAAGCCGAACACAAAGCCAUGUUGGCCAGCACUUCCGAGGAACUACGACGCAUCCUGCAGGAUGUUGAGACUCUCUCGGACAUUCCGCACGAUAUAACAAACACGGAACUGCGAGGGGAGAUAGCCAUCGCCGAGGGACGGGCCACAACGAUCUAUGUGCAGCGAGAUGGACUCAGCACCCUCACAGUGGUGCUCGACCAGCACGAGCCCACGAUCGCUCAGCUGAAGAGGGCAAUUGCUUUGAUCUCACGGGCACAGCACAAGCGCAGCCAACGCGAGCGGUGCGAAGAGCGUCUUCGGCGUCGGGGAAUCGCCGACGACUCCGACGAACGACGGCAACCAGUUGCGGUGGCCAGCUCCACCGGCGAGUUAGUUCACUCCGCUCAGCGCAACGGGCAUGAUCAUCGCGCGUUCGUCUCGUGGCGGUUUCUAUGGCGCUGUUUUGGACUGCUCAACGUGGACACGAAUCAGCCGAUCGACGACCAACGCUCCAGCGGCAGGGCUACUUUAAAGGAGCUGGGCAUUGAGAACGCAGCCACCCUAAAGUUCGUCCAUCGCGUCAAGUAUUUCGGUCGCCAGCGACAGAGUUGAAGACAGCCAAAACCAAUGAUAG